Molecule: messenger RNA, 5787 nt
Organism: Cercocebus atys (sooty mangabey)
Lineage: Eukaryota; Metazoa; Chordata; Mammalia; Primates; Cercopithecidae
Gene: AMZ1
Product: archaelysin family metallopeptidase 1
Exons: 7
Coding region: 541-2049 (502 amino acids)
Biological process (GO): proteolysis
Molecular function (GO): metallopeptidase activity
Source: RefSeq, a predicted model, not a curated record
GCGUGCGGGGAGGUCAGGGCACCCCAGCGUGCGUGCCCCCACGUGUGCGCCUGUGCGUGUGGGUGUGUGCGCCUGUGCGUGUACCAACAGUGCAGCCGCGUCAGAGUGUGUGUGCUCCGAGUGUGACGGCCGCGUGGGCCGGUGCAGGGUGUGUGUGGGGAUGGGGGUGUCUGAUUGGUGCUGUGACCUGCGGCAGCACAGCCGCCCGGGUUGAGCACCCACGGUGGCCUGGACAUCACACUAGGUGCUGACAGGACCGGCAGAGGCGGCCGCUGCCCUCGUCCCCAGCCUGUACUCCUGGGCGAAGGCUGAUGCUGAACAGGGUGCUGUGGGCCCAGAAGCGCCCAUGCUAGAGGGCAUCCAGAACCAGGCAAAUCUGGGCCUUGCGGGCCCUUGGACCAGUGUCUGUCUGCGGGGAGCCCCCAGUAGCCACUCAGAUCAGCCCGAGGGAAGAUUCUGGACGAGAUCGUGGCUGUCCCCGGGGUGGCCCAUGGACACCAGCAGGGGCUCCCAGGAGUGGCCAGGCCCUGCCCGCCCACCAUGCUGCAGUGUAGACACGCACAGGAGUUCAGCUUCGGGCCCCGGGCCCUGAAGGAUGCCCUGGUCUCCACUGACGCGGCCCUGCAGCAGCUGUACGUCACCACCUUCUCCCCUGCCGAGCGGCUCUUCCUGGCCGAGGCCUACAACCCGCAGAGGACACUCUUCUGCACCCUGCUCAUCCGCACGGCCUUCGACUGGCUCCUGAGCCGCCCCGAGGCCCCUGAGGACUUCCAGACCUUCCACGCCUCCCUGCAGCACCGGAAGCCCCGGCUGGCUCGGAAGCACAUCUACCUACAGCCGAUAGAUCUGAGCGAGGAGCCAGUGGGAAGCUCCCUGCUGCGCCAGCUGUGCAGCUGCACCGAGGCCUUCUUCCUGGGCCUGCGUGUCAAGUGCCUGCCCUCAGUGGCGGCCGCGUCCAUCCGCUGCUCCUCGCGCCCCAGCCGGGACUCUGACAGGCUCCAGCUCCACACAGACGGCAUCCUGUCCUUCUUGAAGAACAACAAGCCAGGGGACGCACUGUGUGUGCUGGGCCUCACGCUGUCCGACCUGUACCCCCACGAGGCCUGGAGCUUCACCUUCAGCAAGUUCCUUCCAGGGCACGAAGUGGGCGUCUGCAGCUUCGCCCGGUUCUCGGGGGAAUUCCCGAAGUCGGGGCCCAGCGCCCCUGAUCCAGCCUUGGUGGAGGCAGCAGCAGAUGGCCCUGAGGCCCCCCUGCAGGACAGAGGCUGGGCCCUGUGCUUCAGUGCCCUGGGGAUGGUUCAGUGCUGCAAGGUCACGUGCCACGAGCUCUGCCACCUUCUGGGCCUGGGGAACUGUCGCUGGCUCCGCUGCCUCAUGCAGGGUGCGCUCAGCCUGGAUGAGGCCCUGCGGCGGCCCCUGGACCUCUGUCCCAUCUGUCUGCGAAAGCUGCAGCACAUCCUGGGCUUCAGGCUCAUCGAGAGGUACCAGAGACUCUACACCUGGACUCAGGCGGUGGCGGGGACAUGGCCCAGCCAGGAGGCGGGGGAGCCGUCGGUGUGGGAGGACACCCCGCCCGCCAGCGCUGACUCGGGCAUGUGCUGCGAGAGUGACUCGGAGCCCGGCACCAGCGUGUCCGAGCCCCUCACCCCUGAAGCCUGCAGUCACGCCUUCUCCUCGGGGCCAGAGGUGGAGCCAGAGGAAGGGCUGAGCUCCCUGGUGGCCUCAGAGGCUCCGCCGGCACUUGGGGGCCCUGCGGAGGCUAUCAAGGAGCAUGAACGGUGGCUGGCCAUGUGCAUCCAGGCCCUGCAGCGGGAAGUGGCGGAGGAGGAGCUGGCACAGGUGGACAGAGCCGUGGAUGCCCUCGACCGCUGGGAGAUGUUCACGGGCCAGCUCCCGGCCAUCAGGCAGGACCCACCCAGCAGCAAUGACAGUGUGGGGCUGCGCAAGGUCCUGGGGGACAAGUUCUUCUCCCUGAGGAGGAAGCUGAGUGCCCGAAAACUCUCCAGAGCAGAGUCAGCCCCCUGCCCCUGGGAUGGGGAAGAGAGUUAGCACAGCAGGGGCUGCCCUGCAUCUUCUUCCCUAGGAUGCUGGCUGGCCAGCGCUGUCCAGUAGCUGAGGCCACUACUGACCUGCCAGGGAUUAAGAGGAAGGGCCUGGCUGGGUGGUGGCUCAGGCCUGUCAUCCCAUCCCUUUGGGAGGCCAAGGCGGGGGGAUCGCCUGAGGCCAGGAGUUUGAGACCAGAUUGGGUAACAUGGUGAGGCUCUGCCUCUACAAAAGAAAAAUUUAAAAAUGAGCCGGAUGCAGUGGUUCAUGCCUGUGGUCCCAGAUAUUCAGGAGGCUGAGGUGGGAGGAUUGCUUGAGCCUAGGAGGUCGAGGCUGCAGUAAGAUGUGAUCAUGCCACUGUACUGCAGUCUGGGCACCACAGCAAGACUGUCUCAGGAAUAAAAAGGAAAGGUUCUUUGGAAAAGCCACGGACCACUUGUCUUCAGGCGCCUCCUUCAACUCCCGUGUCCCAGCCAGCUGCUCCCAGGGGCCUGCAUACAUGGAGAGGUCUCUCUGCUCCUGGACACUUCUCAUGGAGUACAACCCGGACUGUGCUGGGGUUGGGACAGAGCCCCCUCGCCCACAGAGGCAGAAGGAAGCAGCGUGCGUCCUGUCUCCUUCCAGGCUGCAGGCCUGCCCUUUAGUUAUUUAUAGCCAGAGCUGGAGAGGCCAGCUCAGAUGAGGAGUGACCCUGGGGGCACACAGGUUCCACGCUGCAACCCAGCUUCCAAGGCUGAGUCUCCUCCACAAAGGGGAAGCGACGGGGUUUUGCCUCUAUCUCAAGCGUCAACCCCAUGCACACACAAAGUGGCCAGUUCUGUGGCGCUAGUAGCAUUCUGAUCCUAACGGGCUUCACUGGGGCUCUCCAUGCAAGUUCUGGGGUUUGCCAUCUCUUCUGACAGAGGCUGCAGGAGUUGAGGGUGUCUGACAUGCACUGAGGGCAGAGGCCCCCUUAUUCCUGAGGCAGCUGCUGCUCACUGUGGGGAAAAUAAACUGCGGUGAUGUUUUUGGGAUAGUUUCUUGGCAAAGGCGGCUGCACUGUCAGUACCACCAAGUAGGUGGAGGUGGUGAUCAGAUGAUCUUUUUUUUUUUGGUCUAGUUCGAUCAGUUGCUGAGAGAGGGGUGUUAUUGCCACGGCUGGGCAUUUUAUCUGUCUCCCUUCAAUUUUGCCGAAUUUUGCUUCCUGCAUUUUGAAGCUCCUUUAUGUCCAUGCAUAUUUGAUUGUUGUGUCUUCCUGAUGAAUUGACCCUUUUAUUGUCAAACGUCCCCCUCAGCCUGCAGUGGAGAGUCCCAGGGACAGAGACUUCCGGUUCUGACAGCGGAAUCCCUUCGGAGCGACGAGGGCGGGGUCACCACUCACGCUCUCUCAUCUGGAAAGAGGCAAGAACAGGGCAGCUUGGACCUUUUGUGGGUGGGUGGCUCAUACAGUUAUGGAGGGCUUCUAAGAAAAACAAUCCAAAAUAUAAAACUAAAACUGGAAGGGCUAUGCAGGGGAGGGGACUGAGGCUUCCUUGUGAAUCUGACAUUGGUAGAGGCCGACUGCAGGCUCCCGGUCCUGGCCCCAGAAAAUGCAAAACGACUAGUACGUGUUGACUUCAGAGAAGCAAAGAUGCAGCCCAAAAGCAGCAUUAGGAUCUUCAUCCGUCCCGUUCUCUUUUGCGUAGCUUCAAAGAGGUAUGACACUGACCUGGGAGGGAAGAUGAAGAGCCAGGCCUUUCAGAAAGUGGCCAAUGGAAGGUGCCGGCCGAGCGCACUGCAGUAACAGAAGGCGAAAGCUGGAGCCUGGUGGCUGUUGCUGCAAACAAACCACCCAAGACUUAGUGGCUUAAAUCACAACAGUCUAGCUCAUGAAUCUGUAACUUGGGCAGAGCUUGGUGGAGACGGUUUGCCUCUGUGGUUCAACUGGAGGGUUUGUUCACGUGGCUGCCAAGAGGAAGCUGGCUGGGAAUGUCAGGCCUUGGUUCCUGCCCACGUGAGGCUCUCCAUGGAGGAGAGGCAUCUUCUUAGGAAGGCAGCUGCCAUAUUGUGAGGAAGCCGGACAAGCAGGGCAGACAGCCAGAGCCAGACAGCAGGCUCCUGAUCCCAGUCUCAGAAAAUGCAAAGGGACAAGUAGGUGUUGACUUCAGAGAAGCAAAGAUGCAGCUCAGAAGUAGCAUUAGGACCUUCAUCCAUACCCCUCUCUUUUGCAUAGCUUCUAAGGGGCAUGACAGUGACCUGGGAGGUAACUGUGACAGAACGAAGAGGGGAGACGAAGAGCCAGGCCUUUCAGAAAGUGACCUGGGGUUCCUCACAAUAUGGCAGUUGCCCUCCUAAGGUGGACAUUCUGAGGGACGGAUGGAAGCUCUGUGGUGUUUCAUAACUCGGCCUCACGUCACAGAGUGUCACCUUUCCUGCACUCUACUGAGGCAGUGACAAGGAACCCACCCCAGGUUCACAGGGAGAGGCUGUGGCAGGGAAUGUGAGGCAACAGAAUAUCGCUGUGGCCAUUCAUGAACAGUCAGCCCCACUCGGCGUUCGCUGUGGGGAUUUGGCUGGUGCACCUGCUAGACGACCUGACCUGUUUUCCGAUUUCAUCUUCUGCAAAAGGUUAACCGCUGGAGUGAUGUGAGAUUAAACAGAGGUGAUAAAAAUAGAACAGCCUGGCUCAGGCUGAGGGUGGGAGUGCGUUGGGGUUAUGGCCAAAGCCUCCGCACUGUCUCUCUGUACCCAUGUCCUUUGACCCUCAACUGUGAUGCAUGUCCCAAAAAAGCAUUUUGAAGGCAGGAGCAAACCACUAAAAAAACCCCUUUUAUCCACAGCCUUUACCUAGUUGCAGAUGUGAGUGACAUUUUUUAAGACAGCUGUUGGGAGGAUGGUUUUGAAAUGCAACUUUGAGGAAGAGAAAUCAGUUUCCCUCCUCUCCCCUGUGCUAGCCCCAGGUUCUGUCUGUGCUGUGGUGAAGGGUAACUUGGGACAGUCAGCAGGAAAGAUGCUAAGGCAGCAGAGAGAUAAUGAGGGCUGCCUUCUCGAGGAAGGUCACAGCUCACGAAUCUUUCUAAACUCCUUAAGCACUGCAAAAGUUGAACUGAGAUUAAAUUUAGAGAUGAUGGUUUCCAAGAAACACAGGGCCAUGGUUCUUUCAGUUUUAAAAAAUGUGCAGAGUCCACUUAAUUGCUUUCUCGUCUCCUUAUCUGUCAGAAGCCCCUGAAUUCACAAGGAUGGGUCUUCCAGCUUGACGAUGACCUCUCUUCUGAGAGCCUCACCCAUCUUGGCAGGUCAAGUCAGCGGGGCCUCAUGGAGCUAAAAAUAUUUUCAGGUCACGACAGACGUUAUCUGUAUUGCUGUGUGUGUGCGAUGAGGCUGGGGAAGCUAACACUUGCCUUCUGAAGUAGCUAGAAUACACACUCUCACGUCACAGCCAUGCUUUGAUGAAGGGGUGAGGAGCAGUGUCCCCUCUUGGAGGCAAAUCUCUCUUCAGGCAGCCCAGCAGUCCUUUCCGAAAUCUCAUGUUCUGUCUCUUCCUCCCCAAAGCCCAAACUCAUUGUCAGACGGAAGAGAGGGGAGAAGCAGCAUCCCGACUCCAGUCCAUGGUGUGAACCCUGAGGGCACAGGACAGUGAGUGGAGCUCUGCCCCCACCCCUAUUUCCAGAGCAUGGGUGAGGGGGGAGGGAUGCCGACCUGUUCAUAUUGUCCCAUGGGACAUCUGCUUCAGACCUUUCCCUGAUGAAAUCUCCAAAAGCCUUAAACAUAAAAUGGCUUAGUCAA